Molecule: messenger RNA, 963 nt
Organism: Paracoccidioides brasiliensis Pb18
Exons: 2
Coding region: 1-963 (320 amino acids)
Biological process (GO): post-translational protein targeting to membrane, translocation
Cellular component (GO): endoplasmic reticulum membrane; endoplasmic reticulum
Source: RefSeq, a predicted model, not a curated record
AUGGCCGCUCCCGGCCAACCAACUCAGCAGCAAAUUGCUGCUAUGCAACAACAGCUCGCAACUGAAGCGGCGAAGCGCGGAAUGACCCCAGAGGAAUUCAGCAACAUGCAACGACAACAGCUUGCUGCAGAGGCGGCGAAACAUGGCCUGACUCCAGAGCAAUAUAUAAAUCAGCUCAAAGCUCAAGCUUUGCAACAGCAUCAAAAGCAACAGCAGGCCAAACAGGCGCAGGCGCAGGCGCAGGCGCAAGGACAGCAAACAGAGCAACAUGUACCCAUGAACUCUAAUGCACCACCAGAUCCCAGCGCUGUCGCAGUGGCUCAAUUUCUCAAAUCCCAAGAUUUAAAGCCCAGAACCUGUAUUUUGGAUGGCCAAAGGAAAGAGCUAUUUAAAGUCAAACGUGCUGUACGAGCUUUACAGUCCCCUGCAUACUCCAAAGCUCAAUCAAAGCCCAAUUCUCUUCUUCCUCCAGUGACAGAUCAGGCUUCCGCCGAAAAUGCAUUCAAACUCCUACCCCUAUCUCUUCUCGCGCUUCGAGUUUCCAAAGUCGACCCUCAUGCCGGACACAACCAUGGGAAACCAAAAGGCCACGUAAAGGGGCUGUGGACAGUCCAGGUGGAGCAGCAUCAAGAGACAGACCCAAUGAUGCAUUACGUCUGGUUAUACGAAGGUCCUCAGUGGAAACAAAAGGCAAUGGCUGCGGGUGUCCUAGUCGCAAUUAUGGCAGUUGUUAUGUUCCCGCUAUGGCCUGUUAUGCUCAGACUAGGGGUUUGGUACCUGAGUGUUGGCAUCAUGGGCUUGCUAGGUCUAUUUUUUGCCAUGUCGAUAUUCCGGCUGAUCCUGUUUUGCAUUACCUUCUUUGCAAUUCCACCUGGUCUCUGGUUGUACCCCAAUCUGUUCGAGGACGUGGGAUUUUUUGACAGUUUCAGACCAAUGUGGGGUUGGCAAGAGGUACGUUCUUAA